CCCACUUCCGGUCGGUUGCGCCGGAAGUGGGCUUGCUGAAGCCCGCGGGGACUCACGGAGGGUCCUGGUGACACCGGGACGACUCCGGGGGGGACCAUGGACCGGAGGAAGAAGCCUCUGGACGUCACGGCGUCCUCGCUGGUGGACCUCAAGGCUGAACUCUUCCGAAAACAAGAGGAAUUCAAACAGGAGAAACUUCUGAAGGAUGCUGGCGUUUUGGGAAAACCAAAAACAGCUAACAAGAAACCAAGUAUCUGGAGCAAACAGAACGCAGGCGCCUCAAAUCGCGCCGAGAAGGACGCGGAACAAAAGAUCGAGGAACAGAAGACGUUAGACAAAGCCAGGGAAAAAUUGGAAGAAAAAGCCAAAUUAUAUGAAAAAAUGACUAACGGAGACUUUAUCGAGGAAGAGGCAGAGGACACGUACCUUGUGGACUUCACACAGAAGAUCAUAGACAAGCGCCGAGCAACGGAGGCCUUCGGUGCCAGCAGAGAGUGUCGGAAGGCAGGGGACAGGGACGAGGACGACGAGGAAGACCUGCCCGAAGACGACGUUCCUCCUCCCCAAGACCCCAGUGAGGAAUGGGUGGACUACGUGGACUCGCUAGGACGGUCUCGGCGCUGCAUGAGGAAGGAUUUGCCGGAUCUGCUGGAGAUGGAUAAAAAUCUUCAGGGCAGACUCUUCGUUAGUCCUGCCAACGAAAAAACCCUGUUGUCUGAAGACAUGAGGAAGGAGCUUCAGCACCAGCAAUGGGAGGAGGAAGAACGGGAGGCCCUGAAGAGGCCGGUGGGGCCCGUGCACUACGCAGACGUUCGGGAGAACGAGGCCCGGCAACUCGGAGUUGGCUAUUUUGCCUUCGCCCAAGACAAAGAGUUGAGAAACAAGCAAAUGAAAACUCUGGAGAUGUUGCGUGAACAGACGACAGAUCAGAGAACGAAACGAGAAAACAUAAAGGAGAAGCGAAAGGCCAUCUUGGAAGCAAGACUGGCCAAACUCCGGAAGAAGAAGAUGAAAAAGUCGCAAGAAGGUGGAGCAGAGGAAGAAAGAGGUGGGGACGUUACUGGGCCUUCGCCCCUGGAACCAGAGGCCGCGCCGGCUCCGCGGGCCGCCACCCAGGGCAGCAAAGUGGAAGUCAUCGUGCAGGAGAGGAGGGACAGCAAGCCCGGAGUGCCGCACGUCCGCGAGUGGGACCGAGGGAAAGAAUUUUCCUUCGGAUACUGGUCGAAGAGGCAGGCGGGUCUCCGCGCUGAGAGAGAUCCUGAGUUUGCGCCGCCGGCCGAUUACUUUGUGGCCCCGAGGAGAACGGGUCCUGCCGGCAGCCAGGCGUGGGGCAGGCCGGGCCCGGCGCAGGGUGACCCGGGGCCGGGUGCCAGCCAGGGCCCCGUGCCCAGCGCUGCAGAGCCGUCGUCCGCUCCGGCCCCCGACGGCCCGCCGCAAACCCUCCCGGUCUCCUUCGAAACUCUGGACGACAUGAUAGCCUAUUACAAACAAGUGACAUGAGCGUGCAGAGCACCCCGGCUUGGGUUUGUACCGCCGCCGACGCCUUCGUCCUCCCCCCCAGAGGGACCGAGUUGUGCCUGUGUCCCUCCGUCCUUUCUCUGCAGGGCGUGAACUUCCGGCUGGCUCUGUCCGCGGGGGAGCGCGUGCGUGGCGCUCUGGGGACUCCUCAGCCACUCGGCUGUCCUUGCUUUCCUGACUGGUGCAGAGACACGUGGUCACCGGGGUGUACGGGUUGGGGCUGCGAUAGGGUGGACGGAUCUGUCCCGUAAACCUCGCCACCGAGGCCCUCGGGCCCCUGUUUCUCAUCCGUUCCCGUGGCGGACUUGAACUUGAGCGUUCUGUUCCGUCCCUUUUGCCGAGAGUGGCACGGGGGUGUCCUCGUUGCGAGGAGGCAGCUCGGAGCGCAGGUCGGGAGCAGUUUGCGCCUGGGAGACGGAGGCAAAGGCGCAGGGGACGCCGGGAGGGCCACGGAGUGACCUCGUGUCCAGGACAGGCCACCCCCCCCGCCCCCGAAGCUGGUAACGUAAUAAAUUGUCACUUUUGAAACUAGAAGGAAGACCAGGAAGGAGCACUUUCUAACGCAGAAAAAGCAGCAAGGGAAGUCAGCUGCUGACUUGUGUCGUCACGCCGUCCUGCUACGUGUGUCGAGUGACAGUGGCAUUCGGUGCCGUGGGUCGAGUGACCAGGGUGGGUGUGGAGGCUGCGGGCCCUGGGCGAAGAU
Lemur catta (Ring-tailed lemur) is the source of this 2221-nucleotide messenger RNA. It is a transcript of the gene CCDC174, whose product is annotated as coiled-coil domain containing 174. The record is from RefSeq and is a predicted model, not a curated record. The coding region runs from base 97 to 1500 and encodes 467 amino acids. The transcript is spliced from 11 exons. Gene Ontology annotation, cellular component: nucleus. NCBI's taxonomy places the organism in Eukaryota, Metazoa, Chordata, Mammalia, Primates, Lemuridae.